Messenger RNA from Melospiza melodia melodia, 1041 nucleotides. RefSeq names its product homeobox A13 (gene HOXA13). The record is from RefSeq and is a predicted model, not a curated record. Bases 22 to 939 code for a protein of 305 amino acids. Lineage: Eukaryota; Metazoa; Chordata; Aves; Passeriformes; Passerellidae. Gene Ontology annotation, molecular function: DNA-binding transcription factor activity, RNA polymerase II-specific; RNA polymerase II cis-regulatory region sequence-specific DNA binding. Gene Ontology annotation, biological process: regulation of transcription by RNA polymerase II. The transcript is spliced from 2 exons.
AGUCUCAAUGCGGAGCGGGCUAUGACAGCCUCCGUGCUCCUCCACCCCCGCUGGAUCGAGCCCGUCAUGUUCCUCUACGACAACAGCCUGGAUGAGAUCAAUAAGAACAUGGACGGGUUUCACGCCGGCAGCAACUUCGCGGCGGCGGCGGCGGCCAACCCCUGCCGCAACCUGAUGGCUCACCCCGCGCCCCUGGCCGCCCCCAGCGCCGCCGCCUACACCUCCAGCGAGGCCCCCGCCGCCGGCAUGGCCGAGCCCGCUGUCAAGCAGUGCAGCCCCUGCUCCGCCGCCGUGCAGAGCUCCUCCGGCGCCGCGCUGCCCUACGGCUACUUCGGCAGCGGCUACUACCCCUGUCGCAUGACCCACCACAACGCCAUCAAGUCCUGCGCCCAGCCCGCCUCCAGCUUCGCCGACAAGUACAUGGACACCUCGGUCUCCGGCGAGGAGUUCACGUCGCGGGCCAAGGAGUUCGCCUUCUACCAGGGCUACGCCGCCGGGCCCUACCAGCCGGUGCCCGGCUAUCUGGAUAUGCCCGUGGUGCCCGCCAUCGGCGGCCCCGGCGAGCCGCGCCACGACCCCCUUCUCCCCAUGGACAGCUACCAGCCUUGGGCCAUCACGAACGGGUGGAACGGGCAAGUGUACUGCCCCAAGGAGCAGAGCCAGCCGCCUCACCUCUGGAAAUCCACUCUCCCGGACGUCGUUUCUCAUCCCUCGGAUGCGAACUCGUACAGACGUGGAAGAAAGAAACGAGUGCCUUACACAAAGGUCCAGUUAAAAGAACUCGAAAGGGAAUAUGCUACAAAUAAAUUCAUAACCAAAGACAAGAGGAGGAGGAUAUCGGCGACUACAAAUCUAUCAGAGAGACAGGUCACAAUCUGGUUCCAAAACAGAAGGGUCAAAGAGAAAAAAGUGAUCAACAAAUUGAAGACUACCAGUUAAUGGAUUAAAAAUGGAGAAGCAGCAAUUCGAGAGUUUCAGAACUUUUUUUUUUUUUGGUGUGUGUGUUCAGAUUAAAGUAAUUAUUAAUAAUAAUUAAAAAGA